Parasteatoda tepidariorum (common house spider) is the source of this 437-nucleotide messenger RNA. Lineage: Eukaryota; Metazoa; Arthropoda; Arachnida; Araneae; Theridiidae. The record is from RefSeq and is a predicted model, not a curated record.
AUGCCUAAAGAAAAUUUCAUCAUGCAGAUUACUUUUGUGAUUUUAGGUUUAUCAGCUUUAACAGUUGCUGAAAUAAAUUGCUUUGAUAAAGAGAGUUUAAGAUGUGUGGCAGAAGAAUAUCGCAAGCAUCUGUCUGAUACUGACUUUUGCCGAACGUCUCCCUCUUCAACAAAAUGUUUUCUUGAUGCAGCAGUACAAUGCCAAACUGGAUUCGAAGAAAUAGCAAGAACGGCAUACUUAAAACAAGUUGAAAUUUGUACUGAUGGUACAGUUUCUAACAGAGCUGUAAAAAAUGAUCCAUUCUGCGGAUUUGACACUCUCGUCGAGACGAGAAAAUGCGAUAUGGAAAAGGUGGGAGGCUUAUGCAAGUAAGUAAUUUAAAAUAUUUUUCUAUUUUUUUUUUUUGUAGUUUUGGUCUAGUAGCUAGUCUUGUAAGU